AUGAAACCAGCGUUGCAGGCGCUUCCCUGCUGGUCUCACCACCAUGAAAGCUCAGAACUUGGUGCAGCUCUGGGCUUGGUCAAAUUCCGUUUGUCUUCUUCCACUGAUACUCCGGCCAUCACUUCUGCCCAUCGCCCUAGAAAUGUGGCCAGAGGGUGUCCAGCUUUCUAAUCGUCCACCUAUAUAAGCCAGUUCAAUUCAGUAGCCAGAAAAGCCGUGGAUGGGAACUGCAGCAGGCGCUGGAUUGGGCAGAAUACUUGCACCCACACGAAGCAACAAAGGGAGCCCUGGUGGUACAUGGAUCUGGGAAGCCACUAGGCCAUUUCUUCCGUGGUGGUGAAAAACCGUGAGGACUGCUAGGACUACUGUGGAGAAAGGCUCCAGGGAGCAGAGAUCCGCGUGACCGACUGCAUGCCCAACUGUGGCCUAUCCAAUCGUCUCUGUGGGACCAUCACCGAUACCCGCCUGGGCUCCAUCAGCACCAUCUCCUGCAACGGUCAAGUGGGACACUACAUCACCGUCACCGUCCACACGGUAUCCCUGGCCCUGUGCGAGGUGGAGGGUUCCAGGAACAGGGUGUGA
Molecule: messenger RNA, 582 nt
Organism: Ahaetulla prasina
Lineage: Eukaryota; Metazoa; Chordata; Lepidosauria; Squamata; Colubridae
Product: fucolectin-like
Exons: 3
Source: RefSeq, a predicted model, not a curated record